ACACUAGUCAAAGAUCCUUAUUGCCGUUAUUAGGAACAUACUGCCAAAAAGCUAGUCAGAGAUCCUGUAUUUGACAGGAACGCGUUACCGUUUAAAAAAAAUGCUAGUUCCAAGAUCCUCUCCAUACCAUUAGUGCUCGGUUGUUUUCAAGCAUGUAUUGCAUAAAAGGUCAAAGAUCCUCUAUAUGACAUCAUAUGUGAGUGCAUAUGUACAGCAUAUUUAUAUUUGGUUGACUAGUGAGCACCUGGCGGUGUUUUGAUGAUGCACGCACAGCCGCGUGACAUACGUCCACCCCCUCCCCCCGUUAGCCGCACGUCGUUAUUAUCAUCCCGCCGUAAUGUGGCUCUUUGCCCGCGGCGUCCCGGCCUUUGUGAUUUGACUGUGACGGCUGGCUUCAGCGUGCUCGUGACGCAUCAUCAAUCUGAUUCACGCUGCCCUCCUCCCGCUGUGUUUGCAUGAACGCACGCCACGUAUGGACGGGCGGCCGCGCCGCAGUGAGGGCCCGACGCCGGGCCGUAGCCUCCGGCCGCCGCCGCCGCUGCUGCUGAGCUGAGAGGAGGGAGAAGCGGCGCAGAGGAUGCAGUGGGUCACCCUGGCCGUGGCCCUGGGGUGUGCGCGUCUGGCCCGGGCGUCGCACGGCCCCACCCCCACCCCCACCUCCACGCACACCCCCCUGGUGGACAACUCCGAGGAGGAAGUGGACGAGCCCUGCUUCGAGGCGUGCGCGUGCGAGGUGAAGGAAGGCGUGCUGCACGUGCACUGCGAUGGGCGGGGCUUCACCAACGGCAGCCAGGUGUCACAGUCGUGGGUCCGCCCUUUCAAACUCAACCUCCAGAGGAACUCGCUGAGGCGUCUCUAUAGCAACGGGUUCCAGCACCUUGGCAACGCCGUGUCGAUAAACCUGGGCAACAACGCGCUGCAGGACAUCCGGGUGGGCGCCUUCAACGGCCUGGCCAAGCUGAGGCGCCUCUACCUCCACGAGAACAAGCUGGAGGUCUUCAGGAACGACACCUUCGCCGGCUUAGAGGCUCUGGAGUACCUCCAGGCCGACUACAACGUGAUCAAACGCAUCGACAGCGGUGCUCUGAGGUUCCUCUACAAGCUCCGGGUUCUGAUCCUGAAUGACAACCUGAUCCCCGUCUUGCCUGCGCAUCUUUUCAGAUCUGUGUCGCUGACUCACCUGGACCUGCGGGGAAACCGUCUUAAGAGUCUGGCAUACGCCGGGACCCUGGAGUACGUGGGCCGCUCCCUGAUGGAGAUCCAGCUGGAGGAGAACCCCUGGAACUGUGGCUGCGAGGCGGUCCAGCUCCAGUGGUGGCUGGGUCAGAUCCCAUACACGGCGGUGGUCGGGGACGUCACCUGCGAGUAUCCCUUCCACCUCCACGGCAAGGACCUGAGGGAGAUCCCUCGCAAGGAACUGUGCGCGGAUCUCCCGGAUAAAGAGUUGCAAGCGGAAGGCGGGAGACCGUCGGGGGGAACGCAGCCCCAACAUCUGCCCCCUAAUUCCAAGACCAACCCGGGGCGAGCCAGGCCGACGAAGCCCUCCUCCAUGGUGCACGGCUCCCGCCAGAACACCCACGCCUCGUCCACGUCGUCCUCUUCUUCUUCCGCAGAGCGCAGGGACAAGGAGAGGCACCCGCGGCCCACAAAGCGUCCCCGACCUUCCAGGACGCCCCCGACAUCUCGCAGCCCCAACCAGAACCCCCCCGUGGCCGGCUACCAGACCCGACCCCCCAUCCCCAUCAUCUGUCCCCUGGGCUGCACCUGCAACCUCCACAUCACCGACCUGGACCUGACCGUCAACUGCAAGGACAACGGCUUCCUCAAUGUGUCCCAGCUGAUGCCGCGGCCGCUCAACGGACGCAAGCUGUACCUGAGCGGGAAUUUAAUCCAGAGGAUCUAUCGCAGCGACUUCUGGAAUUUCUCCAGCCUGGAUCUGCUUCACCUGGGGAGCAACCGCAUCUCCUACCUGCAGGAGGGGGCCUUCUCCAGCCUGACCAGCCUGAGGAGUCUCUUCCUGAGUGGUAACAACCUGGAGCGGCUCAGCCCCGACAUGUUUCUGGGCCUGCAGAGUCUAAGGUACCUUUACUUCGAGUACAACGAGAUCCGGGAGAUGGAGCGCGGCACCCUGGACUCCAUGCCGUCCCUCGAGCUGCUCUUCCUCAACGCCAACCUCCUGCGGAGCCUCCCGCCGGGGGUGUUUUCCGGGGUCAACCUGGCUCGCCUCAACCUGAGGAACAACCACCUGCUGCGGCUUCCGGCGGACGGCGUGCUGGAGCACCUCACCGGCUUGGUCCAGGUGGACCUGCAGCAGAACCCGUGGGAGUGCAGCUGCGAGGCGGCGCCGCUCAAGCGCUGGCUGGAGGGCCUGAGCGCCGUGGUGGUGGUGGGGGAGGUGGUGUGCCACUCCCCGGACAAGACCAAGGGCGUCGACCUGCGCUCGAUCUCCAUGGAGCUGCUGUGCCCCGAGCUGGAGCCCCAGGAGGACCAGGAGCACCAGACGGUCACCCCCGUGGUGCCAGACAGAGGCGUGCCGCUCGGCUACCCCAACUCGGGGCCUCUAGUCCCCCCGGGGAAGGAGUCGAUCCCGCUAUCGGUGCUGGUGCUCAGCCUGCUGGUGUUGUUCGUCUCGGCGUUCUUCGCGGCGGCGGCGCUGAUCGCCUACACCCUGAGGAGGAGGGACAAGCUGCCGUUCCGCCGCCAGGGAGAGGUGGACUUGGCCGGCAUCCAGAUGGAGUGCGGGAUCUUCACCGAGCAGACGCACCACCACCACCACCACCACCACCACGGCCUGGCCGGGACGCCCACCCUGAACGCGCCGGAGCACAACCACGUCUAUGACACUAUCUUGCCCCCGGGGGCCGCGUCCAAAGGCCCCGACCCCGCGGCGUCCCCGCACGUCUACAAAGAGGGGCAGGGCGCGGCUGCGAAGGCGAAGGCGAAACAACAACCGAGCUACUGCUCUCCCGCCGACAAGGACAGGGAGUGGACCCUGCAGGUAACCUCGUCCCCCAUUAGCACCGUCGCCGGGGCGAUGGGGCGACUCGCCGGCCUGCACGAAAACGGCAUCCUGUGCCCCACUGUCAUCGACAGCCAGGGCCCGACUCCUAAAGUGGAGCUGGUGGACUGCCUGUUCCGACUCCCUACCCCGGAGUUCAGAGACAUGUCUGAUCGCUACGCCAGGCCGCCGCCCCGCUACCCUCACCCCCAGGAAACCUCCCAGGACGCCCAGACGGUGGUGGUCACGACAACCUCCGCCGCCGCCGGCGCAAACAGCGAUCAGGGGGGCGAUCAGGGCGCCAGACUGAUGACUACGCCGGACUACAUGGAGGUCCUGGACCGCUCUUAUCAGUUUUAGCACUCAUCUCUCGCAUUCACUGGAAAUGAAUCACAGGAAGGACGACUCCUAAAGCUACACAACCGUGGGGGGUCACCUUUUUGAAGGACGACUCCUAAAGCUACACAACCGGGGAGGUCACCUUUUUGUACCUCCCACUACCGCUACUACGAUCUUGUACCGUUGAUAUUCCCGGAAAGGUGAUCUAAUCCCAGAUCUCUGCCUGCAGGCGCAGCUACCACACGAUAUUCCCCAUUGGCGAGGCGGUGGGCUUUCUUCGGAAAAGGUUUAUCACGCUGCAGGUGAAACACGAAAUACAAGCUAAGCGAAAGACAGGAAGAGGAGAGAACAGCCAAGUGCCUUAGCAGCGAACAGCCAGCAAGUGUGGUCAAUGCUUAUUUUUCUAAUGAAUACAGAUCUAUUUAUCUAGGACAACCGAUCGGAGGCACCCCAAGAAUAUACUCCAAUACCCCCGGAAUUGUUUGUAGGCACUUGAUUUGCUCUCAUCUCACCCGGUUAACUUAAUUUGCUUCAAGUUUUUCGUUGUUGUUGUUGUUUUUUUAAGUCGAGGGACACGUCCGCGGCUCACGCCGUGCCCAAAUUCCACACCCGACGCAGCAAAGGGACGGAAAUGUUGUUGUUGUUUUUUUGAGACAAACAAGGAAGGCCGGCGUUCAUCAGAAGGACAUUGUUUUUUGGGAUAGUUUCAUAAUCAGCCAGACUUAACGAGGCCUCCAGGACCUCGGCGCCACGUUUUUUCUUUGAUCAGGCCGCGGCAUCGAGGUUAUUGAUUUUUUAAGUGCAUCUCAGAGGAAAAAAAAUCGGAUGGACAAAAAAAAAACAAAAAAAAAAAGAUUAAAAAACGAGGACGUGGAGGCACCCUUUCUUAACAAAGACAAACAAGACAGUAUCAAUUAUUAUCUUUUAUGAAGAUACCUUUUUAUGCUUUCAUCUCUUACCAAUAGUAGAGUGUGAAUAUAUUUAUUCUUAGUUUCUUCCUUCUGUAAGGGAUCAUGUUAUAUUACUGUAUAGGAUGAUUCUGCAUCUGGUUCCGCCUUCUUACCGCCAACCCGAGUACAAUAAAGGGUGCUACAUACAAAAUAUAUUGUGUGUGUGACAAAUGAAAGUUUCAACACACACACACACACACACACACACACACACACACACACACACACACACACAUUCUUGUAUUUGUUGCCU
Molecule: messenger RNA, 4540 nt
Organism: Nerophis lumbriciformis (worm pipefish)
Lineage: Eukaryota; Metazoa; Chordata; Actinopteri; Syngnathiformes; Syngnathidae
Source: RefSeq, a predicted model, not a curated record